This is a messenger RNA of Cyprinodon tularosa, 2001 nucleotides long. It is a transcript of the gene vstm2a, whose product is annotated as V-set and transmembrane domain containing 2A. The coding region runs from base 393 to 1100 and encodes 235 amino acids. The record is from RefSeq and is a predicted model, not a curated record. Lineage: Eukaryota; Metazoa; Chordata; Actinopteri; Cyprinodontiformes; Cyprinodontidae. The transcript has 5 exons.
UGUGUGGGAACGGGGCCGGAUGCGGAGCAGAUUCUCUGAGGUGGGGUGUGUGUGUGUGUGUGUGUGUGGAUGUGAUCCUCUCAGACUGACGUCUCUCUGGUAGCGCAGAAGAAGAAGAAGAAGACCGCAGCCGGGUUCCUCCACACACUGAGCGCAGCCAGGCACAAGGCAGCCGCCGGCCGCAGACCGAGGACGCAGGAAGCCAAAGUUAAAGCGGGGAGGAAGCUGGAGUUUCUCAACAUGUUCAACCUGCGGAAAGCUGCGUUCAGACACGCUCAGCCAGCGACUGUUUGAUUCCUCUGGAGUGCUGCUGCUGUGCUUUUCUUUUUUUCCUCCCUCUCUCUUUAUUAAACGUCUGAUGUGAAGAACCGAACCUCUUUCCAGCUGAAACGAUGUGGACCUCUCAUGAUACUGUUGGAUUUGUUUUCCUUGCGGGAUUCUGUGUUCAGUUGGGAUUCUCCCUUGAAGGUCGCUUUACGGACCUGCCCUCCAACAUGACCGUUAAAGAGGGCCAGAACAUAGAAAUGGCGUGCGCCUUCCAGAGCAGAACUACAUCCGUGUAUUUGGAGAUCCAGUGGUGGUUCGUGAAAGCUCCGGAGCCCACGGACAGCGAGGAGGCCCUUGACGCUGAAGAGAUGGAGAUGAUACCAGAGCCUGAUCCUUAUGAUGAGGGGACAAAAAUAAGUACAGUGAAGGUCCAAGGCAAUGACAUCUCCCACAAGCUACAGAUCUCCAGAGUCAGCAAGAAUGACGAAGGACUCUAUGAGUGCCGGGUGACCAGAGCCAACUAUGGAGAGAUUGUGGAAUACAAAGCCCAAGCCUGGCUUAAGGUCAACGCCACAGCCAGGCCUCGACGGCCACUGCCCCCCGCCAAGAAGAGCUCCCCACUGCACCUGAAAGAUAAUAAGCCAAGAAAGUCCACCUCACCAUUGAGCCAAGACAACAUGAGUUCAGACCAGAGGGUGGCCUCCACAUCCACCUCCCACACAUCCUCCAAUACAGCUAAACGCAUCCCCAGCUCAGGUACAAGAAUAUUGGGCAGCUUUGGACUUGCCGUCCUGCUUCUGGUGUGUGGCUUGGUGAGGGAUGCCUUGUUAUAAUUUAAAGAACAGUCAUAAGUCUCUCCCAUAUUCUAGCUCAACUGUUGGCUUUGAAAGCAAACAGAGGGAAAAAAAGAAAAAGUAAUUGCCUGUUUUACCUCCCUUCGUAACCUGCUCACCAUGAUCCACCCCCUCUGGAGCUCCACCACGCGGACAGCACAGUUUACCCCUCAUUUCCUCCCCACUUCUGCUCUUGCACUUAGCAUAUUGUUACUAGCCACUAUAAACACCGGUCACGACUGCAGCGGAAGGAUCACCUUUUUUCUACAGACGCCAUCGGAGAAGCCGCGUGAAAAACACCUGGACUCUAUCUCAUUGGGUAACUCUCAUGGAAGAAUGACUUUCUUAUUCGAUGUUGACAUUUUCGUGUUCAUUGCUGAAAAGUAAACAAGAAAAUCAAAGAAUCUAUAUUUGUGUAGUAUAUAUGAUCCUAGAUAUAUGUCUGUUUUAUUUGAACCACAUAGAACUAAUGUAUGUGCUGUAUACAUAGCUGCUGCUGAUAUCGGCCAUGGAUCAUUGUGAAUAGGCCCUCUAGCCUCCAGGUGAGAUCAAUCUAAAAACAGUAUGUGUCAAAUUAGACGAUUGAUGUUGACCUUUGAAGUUAAAAGGUUCCUUCUGUUUCCGUUUCUCUUUCAGCCAUAUUAGCCGUCCGCAUUUCAGCUGUGCAUAAUUUUAACAUCUUGUUAGUGAUUCAUUAUAAGACGUGCAUGCUUGGGCUGAAGGUUUUAAAGCAGAGGAAAAUAUCAAACCUACACGAGGCCAAUACUUGUUACGGCGUUAUGAACUGUGUUUUUUUUUAUUUUUCUGUGCUAGCUUUGGUGUGAAAAUAAUGCCCCUCCCCCCCUUUGUCAUUUUAAUUUGUAAUGCAACCUAAGUAGGAAUAAAACAAACAAAGUCUCUA